CUUAGGGCUAACUACGCUCUCACUCGCAUUGGGCGAGGUCAUGGCGGCGGCCCGGCGCUCUCUUUUCAAUCGGAUUCUUGGAGCGCGCGCGACACUACUGGCUCAAGAUGGCGCAGCUGCGAGCAAGACUGCUGGGGUUUUAGCAGCAUCAUCCAAGCUCCAAGACGAAGAACGGGGGCAUAAUCUCCGCAAUGGCCUCGCGCUCUUGGGAGCCGCGGCAACGAGCGUGUUUGCUGCUGCUGGCUACGUCUAUGCCGACGAGGCGGAUCAUGGCUUGCCCCCGCCAUCAUACAAGUGGCCUUACAAUGGGUUUUUCGAGGCACAGGAUCACGCAUCGAUCCGUCGCGGGCAUCAAGUCUAUGCCCAAGUCUGUGCUGCGUGCCACAGCAUGCAAUACAUCUCAUACCGCCAUCUUAUCGGUGUGGCUUACACGGAGGAGGAGGUGAAGGCUAUGUCGGCCGAAAUUGAGGUGACUGAUGGGCCCAACGAUGAGGGGGAGAUGUUCACUCGCCCCGGAAGACCCAACGAUUUCCUGCCGGCUCCAUAUCCGAAUGAGCAAGCUGCUCGAGCAGCGAAUGGAGGAGCGUAUCCUCCAGACUUGAGCUUGAUGACGAAGGCCAGGUUCAGUGGUGAUGACUACGUUUUCUCUUUGCUCACUGGCUAUCGCGAGCCUCCCGCUGGAGUCAAGAUCAGAGACGGACUUCACUACAAUCCAUACUUCCCCGGGGGUGCCAUUGCAAUGCCACAGAUUUUGAUGGAUGGGGCUGUUGAGUACGAGGACGGGACUCCCGCGACUGCCUCUCAGAUGGCCAAAGAUGUGGUUUGUUUCCUCGCCUGGGCAGCAGAGCCAGAGAUGGACGAGCGCAAACUGAGUGGAUCCAAGUGGUUGUUCGCUAUAGUCCUAAUGUUCUUCGGAAUUACCUACACCAAGAGAUGGAGGUUCGCUCCCAUGAAGGCGCGGAGACUCGUGUUCGAUGUCGUGAACUAAACGAAGAAACCAACGAACUGGAUGGAAAAAUUUUUGUUUUGUAAAACGUUUUGAUGGAAUAAUGUGAAAUAAUCUCCCCCUUUCGUGCC
This is a messenger RNA of Selaginella moellendorffii, 1077 nucleotides long. RefSeq names its product cytochrome c1-2, heme protein, mitochondrial. The transcript is spliced from 7 exons. Bases 41 to 988 code for a protein of 315 amino acids. The record is from RefSeq and is a predicted model, not a curated record. Gene Ontology annotation, molecular function: heme binding; electron transfer activity. NCBI's taxonomy places the organism in Eukaryota, Viridiplantae, Streptophyta, Lycopodiopsida, Selaginellales, Selaginellaceae. Gene Ontology annotation, biological process: mitochondrial electron transport, ubiquinol to cytochrome c.